AUGGGUGACCAGUUCAACCUCCACAUCGCUGUCAUUGGCGCGGGGAUGGGCGGCCUGGGGUGUGCCCUCGCACUGGCUAAGAAGGGGUUCAAGAGAGUCACCGUCUAUGAACACGCGCCCGGCCUUGGCUUUGUGGGCGCGGGGAUCCAGAUGGCCCCAAACAUGGCGCGGAUUCUUGACCGAUUAGGGUGUUGGCAGGAGAUCUACGCUGUGGCAACCAAUGUAAAGGAGACAAGUAUAAGACAGGGCAGCACCAACGAGGAGCUGGCGCACGUCGACAUGCCAGAUAUAGAGAGCAAGUACGGCUAUCCGCACUGCACAGGCCACCGGGCAGACCUGGCCGGCGGCAUGUACGACGGCUGCAAGAGGGAGCCCGCCAUAAGCUUCAAGCUCGGGAACCCUGUGGUCAGCAUCGAGUCCUUCACGCCGAGACCCAAGUUCACAGUGAAGCCACACGACGGUGAGGCCUACCAGGUCGAGGUAGACGUCCUCCUCGCGGCCGACGGCAUCAAAUCUCUCACCCGCAGCGCCCUUCUCGCCCACAUCGGCGAGGAGUUUGGCGAGGCCGACACAGGGCAGGCCUCGUACCGGAUCAUGCUGAAGCGUCAAGACAUGGCGCACGAUCCCGAGAUGACGGCCCUGCUGGACAGUGACUGCGUGGUGCGCUGGAUCGGCGAGCGGCGCCACAUCAUCGCGUACCCCGUCGCCAACAAGACCAUCUACAACAUCUCGUCCGCCCAGCCAGACGUCAACUUCGCCAAGGGCGUGAGCGCGACAUACACCACCAAGGGGUCCAAGACCGAGAUGCUGCGCGUCUAUGGCGAGUUCUGCCCGCUCGUGCACCGCAUGUUGGAUCUCGUCCCGGACGGGGAGGUCGUCGAGUGGAAGCUCCGACAGCACAACCCCCUCUCCACGUGGAGCGUCGGGUCCGUGGCGCUCCUAGGCGACGCAUGCCAUCCCACGCUGCCCCACCUGUCGCAGGGCGCCGCCAUGGCCAUCGAGGACGGCGCCGUGAUUGCCGAGGUGUUAAGCCGGGUGCCGGACACCAAGCCGCAGACCGUAAGUCGUGCGCUCAAGGCCUACGAGGCCAUGCGCAAGGACAGGACCACCACGCUGGUCGAUAUGGCCGCCUACUCGGGCCGACAGCUGCACCUGGGCGAGGGCAAGGCGCGGGAGGAGAGGGACCGCCAGUUCAGGGAGCACAGGGAGAGCAAGGGUGCCAUCCCGGACAAGUGGGCGAGCCCGGAUGUGCAGAAGAUGAUUUAUGAGCAUGACUGUGUGAAAGAUGCAGCGGAGAGGUUUGACCAAAUCUUUGAAAGGCUGGUUGCGGAUAGCAGGGACACGACGAAUGGGUCGUCGCAAGGCGUGGAUGGAGAUUAG
Molecule: messenger RNA, 1380 nt
Organism: Cryphonectria parasitica EP155
Lineage: Eukaryota; Fungi; Ascomycota; Sordariomycetes; Diaporthales; Cryphonectriaceae
Product: FAD/NAD(P)-binding domain-containing protein
Exons: 3
Coding region: 1-1380 (459 amino acids)
Biological process (GO): secondary metabolite biosynthetic process
Molecular function (GO): monooxygenase activity; FAD binding
Source: RefSeq, a predicted model, not a curated record